AGUAAAAAUGUUAUCUAUGGGGACUUGAAUACACGGGGUUUCAUCAUUUGGUCAUCAUGGUUCUAUCCCAUGAGACAUUGCGAUAAGGCACACGCAAUCUUCCCACAAUGCACCUGCAUCCACCAAGAUGGCGGCGAAUUGACAGAAGAAAGUAGACAUGGAGGGGCAAUGUGGAGUCUCUCUGGAACAAGCCAAUGAAUAUUUUGGGCAGCAGGAGUAUGGGAAGGCUGUGGAGUGUCUCAGCAGUCUACUGACCCACGUCCCUGAUGCUGUCAGUGAGAGAACAAACCUCCUGAACAGCAGGGCCAACUGUUACCUGCGUAUGAAACAAUAUGAGAAGGUGGUGAAUGACAGUGAUGAAGUUUUAUCUCUGGGUCCAAACAUCGAGGCCCUCCUGAGGAAGAGUAAGGCUCUUGGAAAGUUGGGAAGAUUUCAUGAAGCAUAUCAGGCAGUGGAACAAUGUCUGGCUUUGGAACCACAGAACUCUGGUGCUCUAAAAGAGCAGGCUCGCCUCCAGACGGUGGUGGACGCUCUACAAGAUGAGGCUAUAUUGCUGAGUCAGCGUGACUUGUGUCGGCAGGUGGCUGAUGAAGAGGAGCUAGCAGCAGCAGGGAAGGAGCGGGAGCCUCCGGAGGGCUCGGAGAGGGACUCCCCAAACAUGAACGGGUCUCCCAGCAGUGCCAACCUGGGCAAGACAUCACAGGGCUCAGGCACUGCAACAAGCACAGAUGUGAACCUGUACUGCUCAUACUGUGAUGUCCAGUGUCAGACGAAGGUGGACCUGCAUCUCCACUGUACCAGCCUGGCACAUCAGGCCAUCAUCAUGUCAGACUCGGGCAGAGACUGGAAACAUAGGCCUCCUCCCAGGGGCAUCACAGGAGACGAGUACACACUCUGUCAGGAGCACAUCAGCCAAGGAAACUGUCAGUUUGGGACCCAGUGUACAGCAGCCCAUUCUGAGGACGAGCUCGCAGAGUGGCGAGAACGUUACCAGUACCGACAGAUCCGUAUCCAGCAGGCGCGAGACAGGCAGUUGAACGGAGAGUCUUACUCUGAGAAACUACUGGAGAGAUGGAUGUCGUCCUCUACCCCACACUCUGUGAUGAAUGAACAUGUGGAAGGAGUAAUGGUGACUACUGACAACAAGCUGAAUGUGUCUGUGAGCAGUAAGCAGGCUUCCCACGCCUGGACGUUCACCCUCAACUGUAAGCCUGGAGUGUACCUGUCCCGUGUGGCCCUCCUGUAUGACGCACACCGGUCCCACUUCCACCUGGCCAGUGUCACCAGUAAUGGGGACCAGCAGGAGACCAGUCACAACCUGCCACCCAUGUGCCAGGAGUGGAGUGCCAGUGGCACCGACCCGCCCGGCUCCCCCACCAGCCCCGUCACCUACACCAUCCGCCUGGUCUUUAAUACCGGCAUCUACGGAACCUUCCGCCAGUCUGUGGUGUUCGACUUCGGGGGCAGCCAGGAGCCGGUGCUGCUGCAGCGAGUUUGUGUGGAUGUGGCUUCUUCAGAAGAAAUGAACCGGCUAAACCAGGUUCGAAAUAGCAUGUUAUGCGUAGGAGAGCGCUGGAGCAACACCAACAAGACCAUCAUCGAGUUUGUCCCCAAACCCGCGGAUGCGACGGAAAACGACAAGGGCCUGAUGUCGUUCUACACGCCGCCUGCCUCCCCCGAGCAGCUGUUCACGCGAGAGGUGCUGGACGGACCACUGACCAAGAACAACUACAAGGGGCGGAUGCACGAUCUGCUGUAUAUAGAGGAGAUGGCACAGUACAAGGAGAUCAGCAGGUUCAACAUGAAGGUUCAGCUGCAAAUGGUGAAGAGUUUCAUGUUGCUACCUGGGACCAGCGGUGCCAAGUACGCCCAGUCAGGGGAGCUGUACUCACGAGUCAAACUGAUAGAGGAUCUGUCAGAGGACACCAUGGCAGGGCGACUCAUCCUCAACAGUGUCCAAGCUGUUUUGCUGGCGCCCAUGGCUGGGAAGGACUCGUCUCCUGACACGAUAUACGAGGCAGUCGUGGAGGAGAAAGGGAAGGGCUUCAUCUUCCUGCGCGUGUCGGCCAAGUGUGUGUCAGACCUGAAGCUGAUGGCAGACAAGGACAUGAGGGCAGAGAUGCAGCUACAACUCAACAGGUUACCCAUAUGUGAGAUGCACUUUGCAGUAGACAAGGUGCCAGACAUGUCCAUCCUCUUCCCAGAGGUGCAACGCCCCACUAACAUUCCAUGGAAUCCACACAGACAGUGGAGUGAAGACCUAGACUUGCGGCUGAAUGCCAAGCAGAAGGAGGCUAUCCUGGCCAUCACGUCAUCCCUGACUGUGCCCCUGCCCCCCAUCCUGCUGUGUGGACCCUUCGGCACAGGCAAAACCUUCACUCUGGCUCAGGCAGCCAAGCAGAUCCUCAAACAACCCAACACUCGCAUCCUCAUCUGUACACAUUCCAAUAGUGCUGCUGAUUUGUAUAUCAAGGAGUACCUUCAUCCGUACGUCCUGACCAACCACGAGGAGGCGCGACCCCUCAGGGUGUACUACCGGAACCGCUGGGUGCGUACCGUUCACCCCAUCGUCCAGGGCUACUGUCUGAUCUCUGACAGCGGCUACAACUUCCGGAUGCCGACCCGGGAGGACGUGAUGAAACACCGCGUGGUGGUGGCCACCCUCAGCACCUCCCGCUACCUGUGUCAUCUGGAGCUCGAACCAGGCACCUUUACCCACAUUCUAAUUGAUGAGGCAGCCCAGGCCAUGGAGUGUGAGACCAUCAUGCCUGUUGCCCUGGCAACAAGCACCACCCGCAUCGUCCUGGCUGGGGAUCACAUGCAGCUGAGCCCACACGUGUACUCAGACUUUGCCCGUGAGAGGAACCUGCACAUGUCUCUGCUGGAGCGGCUCUACCACAACUACCCCUCCAACCACCCCUGUAAGAUCCUGCUGGUGGAGAACUACCGCUCACACCAGAGUAUCAUUGAGUACACAUCCAAGCUGUUCUAUGAAGGGAAGCUGGUAGCCAGUGGUAAACAGCCGCGACACAAGGUGCACUUCCCACUCACCUUCUUCACUGCUCGGGGGGAGGAUGUACAGAACCAGAACAGCACCUCCUUCUACAAUAAUGCUGAGGUGUUUGAGGUUGUGGAGCGAGUGAAGGAACUACAGGACAAGUGGCCGGAGGAGUGGGGUCCCGUAGAUGAGUCCAGCAUCGGAGUGGUCACACCGUACUCCGACCAGGUCUUCAGGAUCCGCGGAGAGCUGCGCAAGAAGCGACUGUACAACGUCAGCGUGGAGAGGGUUCUCAACGUUCAAGGGAAGCAAUUCCGCGCACUGUUUCUGAGCACUGUCCGAACCAGACACACGUGCAAAAGCGUCUCAGAAAGCGUCAGCAAGGAGCAGGAGCUCGACUACGGCUUCUUGUCUGACGCGAAGCUGCUGAACACCGCCAUAACCCGUGCCCAGUCCCUCGUGGCUGUGGUGGGCGACCCUGUAGCUGUACUCUCUGUGGGCAAAUGCAGGAAACUGUGGGAUGUGUACCUGGAGAAGUGCAGCGAGGCGGCCAGCCUGCACGGCAUCACCUGGGCGGCCAUCAAGGCCCAGCUGGACGGGGUAGAGCUGAAGAAGACUUACGUGCUGAACCCGCUGGCGCCGGAGUUCAUCCCGCGAGCCUUACAGAUGGCCCAGCUGGCACGGGCGCCUAGGAACUGGAAUGUGUCUCCGCGAGGAGCCCAGCCGUUUCUGCCACGCCACCCUGCUGAUGGACAGGUCCCCAUCGGUCCGACGGGGAGCCCCAUGCGGGCUUUUACGCCGCCCGUCGCGCCACGACCAACCUUCGGGAAACCUCCCAGCCCCGUGCAGCGCAUUGACCCCUACACCGGUGCUAGCUUACUGUAUGUGCCUUCGGCGUAUGGCAGUAACAUGCUCCUGCCCAUCCGACCCUUCCGACCCAUCCCUCCGCACUACAACACCCACAUGCUGCUCCCCGUAGACCCACGGGUCUUCCCCCACCACCCCAUCAUGCACCCCUUUGCUGUGAACCCUCUGUUGCAACAGCAGGGUGCCGUGGCCCCUCCCACGACGGGCACACACCCGACCACCCCCACCAGCAUGGCGGAUCAGGGACAGGGCGAUGCCAGUCGAGGUGGGAAUGUCGCUGGCCAGGUUCCCGACAGGUCGCGGGGGACAGAGCCUGUAUCUCCUACCGCUGGAAGCGGGGCAUCUAGUCAGAAGAGACGUGGGCCAGACGGAGCCAGCGCGCCGUCAAACAACGCUGCUUCAUCGCGUGGCUUUGUGUUCAACCACACCGCUCGCAACAUCCAGCCCAGACCAAGUCCCACAAACCAGUCAGCCAGUGGUAGCGAGUCCCCCACGUCACCCCUCAUGACCCCCUCCCACCCCCAGGGAGUGGCCCCACCCGUCUCGCCUUUCAGGGAAAACCCCUCGCAGGGACGACAGUUCAACCUGCCCACCAGAGUCAUGGAGGAGCCUCAGCGCUACCCCGGCAUGGCACCGCCAGUCAUGGAAGGGAGAGCCCAGGAUCACACGGAAGGGAGGGAGCCCGGGGUGGGGAGUUCCAGUAACGCCAGGCUGGGGAUGUUCGGUGGGCUGGGUCAAGCGGCCGGGGCAAACCCGCGGCGAAACCUGGAGCAGAUGUUCGAGGCCCAGCGGCUGAGCGAGGCGGCAGAGCAGCAGCGGCAGCAGCAGGCGGGGUGGAGAGGAAGCAUGCCGCCUGCACACGUGGAGAGUGUGGGACCACAUCAUAUGGCCAGAUAUCCAGGCCAGCCCAUGCGGCCUACAGGGCCCAACAUGUUCCCUCCUGAACACCUCAGCCCCACGUCACAGCCAGGCCCGGCCCCACCGGGUGGGCCUCACUUAGGCAGCAUGGAGCAGAGACAACAAGGACGCCAGUGGGUUCCCAUGCAUCAUCGAGCACAAGCCCAUACAUUCGGAUUUCCUCGGGGUGUACCACCUGAAGGGAGGUUCAUGCAGCAAGGCCUGAUCAGUCGAGGACCUGGCACUGCACCUACCAUAGGGGAGCAGCACUUCACUGCCGGUACCCAACCUACCGGGAACAGGGACUCCAGGCCGGGUGGACAUCUACCGGUCAGCGCCGGUGGGCAAUUGUUCCUGCGAGGUGACCAACCCUUCCGGGGAGCCAACCUCGGUAUGGGGGUAGACGGCCAGUCGAUGGGGAGUGGAGGAGCGCUGAGUAUGGGAAAUACAAACCAACCUCUCGGUCGAGGAAACCAGAACAUGGAUAGGGCUAAUGUUCCACUCGGCGGCAGUGGACAGGCUGUUGGUGGUGUGAGCCAAGCCAUUGGUGGCUCUAACGCAGCGGGGCGGCUGAUGCCUACGGAGAUGCAAGGCAUGCAGAGAGGAAGCGGUACAGAUAGCGCCAGUCUACAGGGCAACCGUGGUUACAACGCCAUGCAGGCGCCAAACCUUGGCGAGAACAGCGCGCUUGCACAGUUAGCUACCGACCAACGCCAGGCUCCCAACAGUCGCUACAGUUACCAGCCACCGCCCAGGUUCAUCCGGCAGCAGCAGGCCAAAGCUCAACAGGACUUCCCUCCUGGUCCUGGCCCUGCUCAGCGGGAGCUGGUGGCAGACAGGAUGAGGGAAGGGACACCCCUGUACCAGCGCCACGUGGCCAGAGGUGGGGAGGUACAACAGCCCAUGGGCAGAUAUCCUCCGGGACAACCUCCACAGCAGGGACAACCUUUCCUUACACCUGGUCAGACAACGGAACAACGACAGCACCUCCAGGCAGAUAUUCCAGAAGCACUACGUUUUCUUACGCAGGUACCACAGGAGUUCCCCCAGCCCACUGUGAGUGUCCAGGGGGCGCUCCCAGUGCGUCAGGAGACGGCCAGCGCUACUCCUACAACCAUGUCGUACGCUAACGUGGUACGAGCGCCGCCGCGACCAAAGAACCCCUCCCAACCAGGACAGGACAACAAGGGCAGCAAACCACUAGCCUUGGACGCCAACGUCGGCUACGUCUCAGGCACCAACGGACUGUACACUUACUUCAAGUGAUGUGUAACCACUGUACAUGUACAUCUCUUUCUCCUCUGUAAUUACUGUACAUAAUUUCAAAGAUCAUAUUAGUUACCAUACAACAAAAAUACACCAAAAAAAUACCUGUAUUUGCUGUAUAUAGCUCUUCAAUUAUAUAAACUUUGAAAUCUGUUAUUUCGGAGUUUAGAUAUAAAGUUAAAAUUGCAUAUGGGCCUAUUUAUUUUGAUUUAUGAUAUUUAAACAUUAAACUUAAGUAGUAAUGAAAAAGUACAUAUGUUAGAUCUCUGAGUUUUCUUUUGAUAGGGAAGUUCUGCUUUGUGAAUGUUGGUCAUAUUUAAGAAUGAAGCAAUACAGGACAUAAGACUAGCUGUAAAUUGAUGCAAUGUUUGUAAAAUACCCCUCCCCCCCCAAAAAAAAAGAAAAUAGAAUGUGAAAACUUUAACAGAACAAUUGUACAAAUCGUCCAACUGUACAAAUCUGUCCAAAGGUAUACUCUCUCAUGGCUAUUUCCACUACUGUCAUAUUUUCUUAUCUUAAACCACUAUUGUUGUACAGACAGACUGGCUCAUUGUAAAUCACAUAACCAUGUACAUUUUUGCAACAUCCUAAGGGUGGGGCUUUCCAUGUUACAGCUAUCAUUUUUAAAUACCUGUACAGAUUUACAUGGAUCUUGGGUAUGUUCUAAGGUUUCUGCAUUGUUGAUAAGAAAUUGGAAAGAACUUGUAGAGAUGCCACUGUACUGGAUGAUUAAUCCAAGUGGCUGAAAGACAUAACAUCCUGUAUCAUACAAGAGAGAGAGUAUUAUACAAACAAGAAAAACAGCAAAAAAAAAGAGAAAAAGAUGUGCAUUAAUUUGUAUUAUAAAUUUGGUUCUAUGUAGGUUAGGUUUCUCAUUUCUUUCAUAUUCUCUUUAGGACAAAUUUGAUAUGUAGUAAAUGAUCUUCAAUUUGAACAUAUACAUAUAGUUUGAACAUAUAGUUAUUUAUAAAUAGCAUUCAUCAUAUGCUGUGAAUAAAUAAAUUCAAAUGAUAAAAAAAUAUGGGCAUAAAUGUAACAAAUGUACAAAUGCAAUUACAGUACAGGGUUGUAUAUAAUAUUUUGUUCUUACUACAACAACAAAAAAUAACAAAAACAUUGUAUAAUACACUAAAUAUAACAGAAUUUAACAAAGAACUACUAAUGAAAGCAUGAAGGAGAGACAUGAAGAGUAAGUGUAAGUAGAACAGGAUACGAUAUGUUGUAAUGACAUGUAUAAAGGGGAAAGUAUAUUUUUGUAUGAAAGGUUUGGAUAGGUGUAAGCACUUGUGUGGUAGUGGUGGAGAUGGUAGUCAAAGCUGUUGCGGCAUUCACAUUGCUUAGACCAUACCACUCGACUAUGUAUCUACCUCUCAGAGUUUGCUACAAAAGGAAAAAUGCAAUUAUUGUAUGGUGGAGGACUCGAUGUACUCUUCAAAUGUGUCGUGAGCAAUGUCAAAGACAACGAUUAGUCUUCAAGACCUUUCUGUGUGGUUUUCAAGUGUCCUGGUGUGUAAUUGAAUAUUGCUUCUUGAAAAUGAUCAUAAUGAAUGGCAAAGUAUUGACAGCUUCAAGAAGUAUGUCAAAAUGUUGAUGUAGACCUGUGCUUGCUGCUCAUAUUUCUUAACCUUCAAGAUGUUGCUGGCGAAUCCACACCUUUGGACUGGUGUGAGUUCUCUGGUCAUUCAACAUGUUGAAGGUUACUAGUGAUAUGUGACUGAAAUCCACUGCACUUAAGAGAGUGUAAUGGUCAGCUGUUGUGUUUUUUGUAGAGAAUCUUUUGGUAAAAACAGAGAAAGGAAAGGAGAAACAGUGGUUGCUUCCAGUGCAUUACUAGUAUCUGAUUGCUGUUCCAUUGAGAGGUAGAAUGCUUGCCUUUGUGGCUAUAGCAGAACAAUGUUGAAGAAGUUGUUUGAGGUUGAAUGGAUGCUCAGGUUGAGAGUAAAUUGAGGCAGUUGAUCGAGUCACUGGAAAAAGUGUUGAACACUUGAAUCAGCUGUAAGAAGAUGGGGUCUGAUUUGACAUUUGUCACAAAAUCUUUAAGUUACUUAUGAAAUACGAAUUGAUUUGUUGAAUCAUUCUGUUAUAUAUAUACUUGUAUCCACAAAAACAUACUGUUAUCAAUAGUUCACAAAUUAGAUGGUUAACUUUACUUCUCUUUCUGACUUAAGUUUUACAUUCAAUUGUAUUUAAGUUCAACGAUGGUAAAUGGACAUGGAAUGUGAGUUGAAAAUGUGGAAAAGGCUGGAUUUUUUGUCAUAUUUUCCCCUUAGGGUGGUGGUUUUGCAUGUAGUCAUGCACCACAAUAAUUGUAAAUGUAGAGAAGCUUUGUAAAGUAAUUAUUAUAUCGUUAUGGAAUUUUUUGGUGCAAAGUAAGUAGAGUGUAAAUCUGCCCAUCAGAGCAGAGUUAGAGGAGGGAGUAAAAAUUAAAGAUAUCUUAAAGACAAUAGAUUUGUAGCCUAGCUGCAUAAGGGAAUGAUUGCAAUUAAACUAACCCCAGUUCACCAUAUACUAUAAUUGUACCAUAUGAUGUGGUCCUUGCUUUUUGCUUGCAUGAUGACAUAAUGUGCAGUAGAAAAUUAGUGUAGGUGUAAAUUGUACAUGUAACUAUGGACUUUAUUUCUGAGGCCACAUUACCUAUGUGUUAACUGUAAACCCAUAUUGAGAGUGUGCAAACAUGUAACGUACAUAUUGUGAAUACCUUGUACAGUGUGGCAUAAUGUUACAUACAGAAAUACUGCACGAUAUUCGUAUGUGUUAUCCCCAUGUAUGUUUUGCCAAGGGAAUUGUGCCAGGGAUAUUUUGAGAAUGUUUUUACAGAGUUCUCAGAGCCAGUGUGCCUGUAAAUAUGCCUGUGACUUUGUAGACAUCACCCCCAUUGUGUAAAUGUACGUAUUUGCAUUUUGAACAUGUGGACCAACUUCAGACUGUGUGUAUCGAACACUGUUACCAUGGUGAUGGAAUAAACCAACAUUCCUGACCAGGUGUGUACUACCUGCAGGCACACCUGUGUUAUCCUCUCCCUGUGCUAGGCCAGGACAGGUGACAUGCAUAUUAGGCAUUUAUAAGGAAAGUCUGAAAAGUAUGAUAUUUAUAGGCUGUACCUGGGGGUUAUUCCAUUCAACAAAUGGGGGGAGAAACUUUUUUUGUUUAUUUUUUUCUAACUGGAAGUAAAGGGCUGACAACAAUCUAACAUAUCUGGAGAUAAAAGUAACGGUGUCUUUUUUUUUUAAAGAUAAUUUCCCAACCUACUCAAAGUUUUAUUUAGAAUGGUCAUAUUUGAUUUCAAAACCACAUCUUUCUUUAGACUAGGCUUGAUGAAAAUAAACCAAUUUUGAAAAGAAAACCAUUUAACAACUGUAAAUACAUAUUUUCACAGUUGUUAAUGUUGCUGCCUAUAGUAUCAGUUAUAUUCUGUCAGGAAUAUGCAAGCCUAGUAGGAUGAACUUGUUCUUCAAGACAGUCACCUGUUCUUGCCCAGGCUUCAGGUCUGUAAACUAUACUGUGAUAUUCAACUUUAAGGUCACACCAACUUAACUAAUAGGAGUGAAACAGAAAGUACUUUGAAUCAGCACAAAGAUGAAAACUAUAUAUUUGUAUGUAAAGAUAUGGUUAUGAUAGUGAUACUAAGGAGGACUUACUAGGACACAUUUCUCUAUUCUGCUUCAGCUCAAAAAUAAUUUAAGAAACUUACUAGUUAAAGUGGUGUAACCUUUAUAGCCUCUAUCAAUAUUUGUACAAUUGUAUAAAGUUCCAAACAUUUCUAUAUGCAUGCUUCUACUCUUAUAGAAAGCUUGGUAUUUUUCCUGCUAGCAUUCUAAUAAAAAAGCAAAGGUUUUGAA
This is a messenger RNA of Branchiostoma floridae (Florida lancelet), 9867 nucleotides long. Its product is annotated as probable helicase with zinc finger domain. NCBI's taxonomy places the organism in Eukaryota, Metazoa, Chordata, Leptocardii, Amphioxiformes, Branchiostomatidae. Gene Ontology annotation, molecular function: helicase activity; metal ion binding; protein binding. Bases 158 to 6028 code for a protein of 1956 amino acids. The record is from RefSeq and is a predicted model, not a curated record. Gene Ontology annotation, biological process: regulatory ncRNA-mediated post-transcriptional gene silencing. The transcript is spliced from 27 exons. Gene Ontology annotation, cellular component: cytosol; P granule.